UCUAACAUUUAAACUGCCUUGGGGAUACUGAUCUUUUAACCUCAUGUUUGUGAAAAUUCAAACCUACCAAUAAAUUUCAUGUAAGGAAGAAAUACAACUCCAUUCACCUUUUGUUUUAGAUAAAAGUUUUUACCGUCUAUUAGCAACACAUAAACUUAAAGCUCAGACAAUUGAUUACCGCAAUUCCAAUUGAAAUAAAGGAGGCAAAACUAGAGACAACAUCAGUAGCAAGGGUUGCAAUGAUGACCCUUAGAAAGAACAUUUUUCUGGUCAUUGUGGGCACUUUUCUGCAGAUUCAGCGCUGUGAAAGUGUAAAAUACUGCCAAAAAGCCGCCGAUAGUGUGAAAACUGUACAAUCCUGCCCGACUUCUAAAACAGAAUGGGACGAUGCGGCCCGUAGAAAGAACUGUAGCAGAAUAGCAUCCACUCAAAGGUGUUCAGCUGUUGACCAAUUUGUAUACCACUGUGUAAUUAACGGUUACAGGAAUGCAACGUUGGAAGUAUGCGCGCCUACAAGAAUAAUAUUUGGACAUUGUGUAGAAUUCAAUGUUGCCGGUGGAGUAAUUCAAGAUCAAUUCUCAGCUCGCUGCAAUGAAAGCUUUCCUAAAUGUGAUAGUCAUUAUCUGUCAUCGACAGCAUAUAAAUAUCCUGAUUGUUACAGACUGGUCCAAGGAAAGGAUAUAUACCAAUCAACAACAUUAAGGAUCACAACAAAUGAUACAUCUGCCACCAUCGAUUUAAGGAAAACAGAACUGUUUCCUCUCUAUGUUUUGAUAAUUAUUGUUAUUAUCAUUGUGGUAUCCUUUGUUGGAUUAUAUAUACGAAGGCGAAGGCAAACCGAAACUUCAAACAACACAGGAGAGAAAACUAAAUUAUUGUCUCGAAACAAUGAUAUCAAAGAAGGUUAA
Messenger RNA from Magallana angulata, 908 nucleotides. RefSeq lists its product as uncharacterized. Lineage: Eukaryota; Metazoa; Mollusca; Bivalvia; Ostreida; Ostreidae. The coding region runs from base 240 to 908 and encodes 222 amino acids. The record is from RefSeq and is a predicted model, not a curated record. The transcript is spliced from 7 exons.